Messenger RNA from Penicillium daleae, 387 nucleotides. RefSeq lists its product as uncharacterized. The record is from RefSeq and is a predicted model, not a curated record. NCBI's taxonomy places the organism in Eukaryota, Fungi, Ascomycota, Eurotiomycetes, Eurotiales, Aspergillaceae. The coding region runs from base 1 to 387 and encodes 128 amino acids. The transcript has 2 exons.
AUGAUAUGCUAUGAUGAUGGAAUGAUCAAGACCGUACGCGUCGAGAGUGAGCAAGACGACAUGGGCACGACAGAAAAGACGUACAGCAGUGUUUACAAAGGAUCAACUAUAUCCAAGCAACCAACUCGAUUCACACACAUCUCCCGCAACUUCCAAUUCCUCCAAUAUCCCCCAACAUCAAAAGGGAAAGAAGAAGAAACCAAAAGUCAAGAAGACACCUUUCAGACCUCCUCGACACCCACCAGGACCAGCCGACCGAAGUCAGACGCCGAGACCAGGUCAAGAUCAUCACCACUCCCUGGACCAAACAUGCAGACGCCCGAAGGCACGCGUGUUCCGUCGAGGCGGGAGUCUAAAUGGCUUCACUUUAGGGCAUCGAGGACAUAG